GAGCAUGCGCAGUGGGUGUUCCUGUGCCGCCGCCCAUCAGCUGAGAGUUGCAGCUGGGGGCUGUGGGGCCCCGGGGUGACAGCGGCCGCUGGAGGAGGAGGAAGCCGAAGUGGUCAGGGUGACUGCUGUGAAAUCUGCACAGCCCACCAACAGCUGAUGAAAUUAGUGAAUCAGCCAUGUCUUACACUCCAGGAAUCGUUGGGGACCCCGCCCAGCUGGCCCAGCGCAUCUCAUCCAACAUCCAGAAGAUCACACAGUGUUCUGUGGAAAUACAAAGGAGCCUGAAUCAACUUGGAACACCUCAAGAUUCUGCUGAAUUGAGGCAACAGCUGCAACAGAAGCAGCAGUAUACUAACCAACUUGCCAAAGAAACUGAUAAGUACAUUAAAGAAUUUGGAUCGCUGCCUACCACUCCCAGUGAACAGCGUCAACGGAAAAUACAGAAGGAUCGCUUAGUGGCUGAAUUCACGACAUCACUGACAAACUUUCAGAAGGUCCAGAGGCAAGCUGCUGAAAGAGAGAAAGAGUUUGUUGCUCGCGUAAGAGCCAGUUCCAGAGUGUCUGGUGGUUUUCCUGAGGACAGCUCAAAAGAAAGGAAUCUUGUAUCCUGGGAAAGCCAAACCCAGCCUCAAGUGCAGGUGCAGGAUGAGGAAAUCACAGAGGAUGAUCUCCGCCUUAUUCAUGAGAGAGAGUCUUCUAUCAGGCAACUUGAAGCUGAUAUUAUGGAUAUUAAUGAAAUAUUUAAAGACUUGGGAAUGAUGAUUCAUGAACAAGGAGAUGUGAUAGACAGCAUAGAAGCCAAUGUAGAAAACGCAGAGGUGCAUGUUCAACAAGCAAAUCAGCAGCUGUCAAGGGCAGCAGAUUAUCAGCGCAAAUCCAGAAAAACCCUGUGCAUCAUCAUUUUAAUCCUCGUCAUUGGAGCUUUCAUUGUUGGUCUCCUUAUAUGGAAGCUGAGCAGCUGAAGUUAUCAAGGAGCAUACUAUUGCACUACAUUGUCUAUCACGUGGGGAGACUCCUGUAACCACUUUUUUUUCCAAAGCUGUUGCGUAAAGGACGGUUCCCAUACUUUUUGUUAUUUUUAUGGAGGGCUUGGGGGUAGGGGGAGUUUCCUUUGAAUUAAAUCUGGUAUUUUCUAAUAAUGAAAGUUUUUCUAAAUAUUGCUGGUAUAACUCUCAUGGUUUUCAAUUUAAUAACUGUUAGGUUUUUGCCCACAAUGUAUAGGCUUUUCAUUUAUAAUUUAUUUACCCUAUUUGAUUUAGUUUUUGGAAUUCGUCAGUUUAAAGCUGUGUGUGUUCUGUGUGCAUCUCUCUAUUACUCUGUAACAUGUACCCAAAUCUGUACCAAAAUCUGUAACAUUAGUUUUGGUCUGGUUCACAAACAGCACAAAUGAUCUCUUUCACUUUUACUGUUUGUUUUCUUUUGAGACCCUUGUUUACUCUGAAUGAAAUCAGUGAAAAAUAUCCUAUUAUAUCUCAUACUCCUGAUAUGUACAUAGUAAGCAUUUGCUGUAGAUUGUCUAGUAAAAAUACUAAGGAUAGAUUGUUUUUACAUAUGGUCUAUUUAAGUGUGAUGUUUACAGAGAAAGUAUUGUUACUAUGAAUGUUUAAUGUAAUGUGGAGAAAGAGUGUGAAAUAUUAUCAUACCAACAUUUAUUCUGUUUCAGUUCUGAAGAUCCCAACUUGUUACUCCACUAAACUCUCUUAACAAUACCAUCUGGCUCUGCAGGCUAUUAUUUACCUUCCAUUGGGACCUAUAAGAUAAUGAUUACUUGUGAAUCUGUGGGUCAGAAUUACUUUUGGGAAACAGCUUUCCCACAAUUACUGGUUUUGAGCACCUAAUUAUUUAAAAUUUAGUGUUUGUUGUAUGUCAUUUGUACCAUCUUUCCUUAGAAAAGAAAUUGGAUGUUUGCCGAUUUCCUUGCCUUUGAAAAUCAAUUUUGUUUUAACUAAUCUGAAUACUGUAAAGAAGAUAAUCUUAGUUUCUAGUUUGUAUUUUAUAAGGUUCUAAUAUAGCAGUUUCAUAGUAAAGGCAGUGUUUAACACAACAAGCUGACACUUCAAAUGGGAACAAAUGAAACCCUAAGAAAGUUAAUUGUGUCUUUGCAACCACAAUAAAAGUGAUUUGAAAAGUGUUCCAAUAGGUCUGUUUCAUAAGGCAGAAGUUACUUUCACAGAGCCAACACGUAGGUCACCUUUUUGUCUGUGCUACUUAGAGUCUCACACUGUAGGUGUAACCCCAUGCACGGUGACCAUUCCACAUCUUUUGGGAUCACUGCUUUACUCACAGUUCUUAUUUUGGGGAUCUGGACUAGUUUUGUACUAAUUGCUAGAAGCUUCUUUGCAUGUCAGCAAAACUCAGUUUGUUCCACAAAAGGAACUAUGGAGAAUUUUUUUUUUUUUUUUUUUUUUGUGAAUGAAUGAGGAGUAAUUAGAACUUUGAGGCACUGUGUUGCCGGAAUCCAAUUGCUUUAGUGAGCAGAUGGGCCUUUCAGGGAGAAUUCACACCAGUAACACCUGCUCAGUGGUCAGCAGAGGUCCACCAGGCCUGCUAGAUUGUCUUUCUUUGUAAGAGCACCUCUGUUUCAUGUGAUAAGCUAGCAUCUUCAGCUACAUAGAAGUCCCAGUGGCUUCCACAAAUCAAAUUGUUUUAUGUUGUUUGUGACAAUUGCGCUUGAUAGAAUGUUUAUUCUUAUACAGCCAAGUGCAUUUACUUCUGUUACUUCACAGUGAGUUCCCAGUAACAACCAGAGCAUUUUUAAAUAUUAUUUUUGGCAUAAUUUUAGUACUUUCAUUUAAAAUGAAUUAUUUAUAAAUUAUUAUUUAAAAAUGAUCAUUUUUAAUGUUUAUUUACUUAUUUAAAAGACAAAGUAACAGCGAGAGAAAGACAUAUCUUGCAUCUGCAGUUUCACUCCCCAAAUGUCGGCAACAGCCAGGUCAAACCUGAGAGCUAGAACUCCAUCUGGGUUGGCAUCCAUCUGGAUGGCAAGGACUCAGUUGCCGGAGUCAUGGAGCUACUGCUUCCUGGAUUGCACCAUUAGCAGAAAACUGGAUGGGUAGUAGAGUAACCUGAACUCAAACCAGGCACUCCAAUAUGGGAUGCAUUCCAAGUGGUGGCUCCUGCUGUGUUAUAAUGCCUGCCCCCUAUUAUUUUAUUUUAUUUUAUUUUAUUAUUUUAUUAUUAUUUUAAUAGACACAAGAAACAAUGACUUACAGCAGGAACUUUAGUGGCUUGCAUUCUUUUCUCUUUUUGACACAGAAACUUUGAAUUUUUUUUUUUUAGGUUUAUUUUACUUAUUUGAAAGGCAGAGUUAGAGAGAGAGAGAGAGAUCUUCCAUAUGCUGGUUCAUUCCCCAAAUAGCCACAACUACCGGGGCUGGGCCAGGCUGAAGCCAGGAGUCAGGAACCCCAUCUGGGUCGCCCAUGUAGGUACAGAGGCCUAAGUACCUGGGCCAUCUUCUACUGCAUUGGAAGUAGAGCAGACUGUACUUGAACCAGCACUCAUGGGAUAUUGGUAUUGCAGGCAGGAACUUAACCUACUAUGCCCCAAUGCCAGCCCCUAAGAAACACUAUUUUGAGUGGAAAAUUUUCACGAAAUACUUGGAAUGUAAGAAUAGUCUUCAUUAGAAAAAAAAACUAAAUGAAGUACAUCAUACAGAAACCUUUUUUGACAUUUUCCUUAAGGUCAAUUUUAGAAUCACGUUGAAAGGGAAAGAUUGCACUAUAGAAAAUAAAAUCAGAUAUUUUCAUGACCAACAGCAUGUCAAUCAGUUUGAGUCAAACUAAGGAAAAUUCUUAUCAAAUGACACAUCUGACCAACACAGAUUAACUCUCCUCUUAAGCUGAAUGAUGGAGUGGCAACAGAUAUUUGGCCAAUGUAUUGGACAUCAAAUAUUAGAAAAUGUUUUGACUUUACAAAAUGAUUGAUAGUAAAAGAAUAGCGUGCUGUUUCGAGACAAUGAGGCGUUAUUCAGUAGGCAGGGGGUCAUCUGUAAAUGAAGUAUAAUGGAUGGAGCUCAGUUGGACAGGACCCCAUGAACACAUUGUCUGGAGUUGAGUCAGUUGAGCAUGCUCAGAGCCCAGCAGCAUCUGUGUUGGUGACCAAAAAACUUCUCCUUAAAGAGGUUGCCUCUGGGUCAUUCAGUGUCUUCACUGCUUUUGUUAAAAAUGAUAAAAUUGCCGGCGCCACAGCUCAAUAGGCUAAUCCUCUGCCUGCGGCACCGGCACCUCAGGUUCUAGUCCCUGUUGGGGAGCUGGAUUCUGUCCCGGUUGCUCCUCUUCCAGUCCAGCUCUCUGCUGUGGCCCGGAAGUGCAGUGGAGGAUGGCCCAAGUGCUUGGGCCCUGCACCCGCAUGGGAGACCAGGAAAAGCACCGGGCUUCUGGCUUCGGAUCAGCACGGUGUGCCGGCCACAGUGCGCCGGCCACAGCGGCCAUUGGGGAGUGAACCAACAGAAAAGGAAGACCUUUCUCUCUGUCUGUCUCUCACUGUCCACUCUGCCUGUCAAAAAAAUAAUAAUAAAAUAAAAAUUUUUUAAAAAUGAUAAAAUUGGGGCCGGCACUGUGGUGUAGAGGGUAAAGUCACCGCCUGCAGCACUGGCAUCCCAUAUGGGCACCAGUUCAAGUCCCGGCUGCUCCACUUCAUAUUAAGCUCUGCUAUGGCCUGGGAAAUCAGUAGAAGAUAGCCCAAGUCCUUGGGCCUCUGCGCCAACGUGGGAAGACUCAAAGGAAGCUCCUGGCUCCUGACUUUGGAUCGGUGCAGCUCCCACAGUUGCAACCAACUGGGGAGUGAACCAGUGGAUGGAUGCUCUCUCUCUCUCUCUGCCUCUCCUUUCUCUGUGUAACUCUGACUUUCAAAUAAAUUAAUAAAUCUUUUAAAAAUGCAUAAAUUUUGUACCAAGAAAGCUAUGUCAUGAGUGCCAAACUUCAGAUUUUCCACUCAGUAGACUGGAUAAAGUAGUGUGUCAUGAAGUUGACAGGUGAACACUUUUUUCCCCUUCAUGCUAAUUUUAAAUAUUUCACACAUCAUUCAGGAAAACAAAAACUACUCAGUGCAUUGGAAACAUAAAGCUGUAGAGAGAAUCUCUGGCAUCAGAGGGUGGGAGAGAGAAGGUGUUUGCAGCACUGGAGCAUGGACUUCUCAGGAAGUCCCAUUUAGCUUGAAGACAUGCAGGGCUCCUUCUCAGUCUGCAGCUGUGGGUCUCAAGGAGCUGUCACCCACAUCUCAGCUGUUACUACCACCAAGCAGCAAGUGACUUGCAAAGGAUCAGGCUGCUGUGAGGCCCCUGUGUCCAGUCCCUCCCCACACUUCUUUCAGUCACAUUCUGAGGAAGGAUGGCCUCUCAUGGAAACACCUCUCAUUGAUCAACUCUUAACUUAGAGCCAAGAGGCAAAGGAGAUUUGGGGAAAUAGUAGUCUGGCUUCAAUGCAAUUCAGAGAACAUUCUAGAAGGAGGAGGCAGUGGUAUUGAAGUGACCAUCUAGUAUCAUAGUGAACUCAUUAUGAUAUACAGAGGUAGUGUAAACCACAGGAAGUGGAAACCUCAUCCUAUUCUUUUCUCUUCCAUUAGGGAUUCUUCAAUGGAAAAAUUCAGAACUGCUGUUAGAGGGUAAGCAAGUUCAUUUUAUCAAUGAAAACAGAGUCUCUGUGUAUUAUGAUCUUGGAACUGGGGCCACCAUUGUGGUGCAAAGAUUAUGACACUUCUUGUGUCCCUGGCAUCCCAUAUUAGAUCAUCGGUUCUGAUCUAGCUCCCUGCUAAUGCUCCUAGGAAAGCAGCUGAUGAUGGCUCAAGUGCUUGGGCUACUUCACCCUACUUUGGAAAAACAGAUGGAAUCCCUGGCUCCUAGCUUGGCCUACUUCCAAACCCCAGCCCCAACCAUCACAACCAUUUGCAGAGUGAAACAGCAGAUGGAAGAUGUCCUUGUCCCUUCCUCUCUUUCUCUGUCACUUUUCUUUGGAAUAA
Molecule: messenger RNA, 5955 nt
Organism: Oryctolagus cuniculus (rabbit)
Lineage: Eukaryota; Metazoa; Chordata; Mammalia; Lagomorpha; Leporidae
Gene: STX7
Product: syntaxin 7
Biological process (GO): intracellular protein transport; vesicle-mediated transport; vesicle fusion
Cellular component (GO): endomembrane system; synaptic vesicle; membrane
Molecular function (GO): SNAP receptor activity; SNARE binding
Source: RefSeq, a predicted model, not a curated record